AUGCCGCCUAAACGUGGAAGGGAAACCGCAGCUAGAGUGCAGCCAAGAGUGAGGGCCGAGAGCCCAGUGCGUGAUGAACAGCCGGAAGUCGUGCAUGCCGAUGUAGCUCGAGCAGGAGAGGCUAACGAGAUGGCUAUGUUUGAGCAAUUUCGUCGGUUUCAGGAAUUCAUGCAAAGGGAGCCAAAUUUGAGAGGGGCACAAGGGGUGGUUCCACCGCAGCAGGAUGCGCCACAUCAGGAUGCACCAGAAAGGGUAGUCCCGCCUCAGUACCCAGCACCGCCUCCACCCCCGCCUCCGCCUGUCCAGCUGCAGUAUCUGAAGGAUGAGGCAUUGGUAUGGUGGGAGAAGGUGGUAGACCAGGCACAUGGGCGAUAUGUGCUUACUUGGGAGGAUUUCAAGACUGAAUUCUCAAGGAAGUAUUUUCCCAGAGAAGCUAUGGAUCGUAUGGAGGAGGAGUUUCUAGAACUUCGUCAGGGCACCAUGACUGUGAGGGAGUAUGACCGGGAGUUUGAUCGAUUGAGCAGGUUUGCUGGCAGAUUCAUGAAUGAGGAUGAGUUGAUUCGCAGGUUUCUGAGGGGUUUGAGGAUUGAACUCAAGAAUCGAUGUGAGAUGUAUGACUACCGCGGUAAGAUUGAACUGGUGGAGAAAGCCGCUAAUUUGGAGGUUGGGUUGGAAAAGGAGAUGAGUCAGAACAAGGCAGCACAAGCGAGACUUGCAAAGGGUUCUAGCUCUAAUAAAAGGACUUGGGAUACAACAACUGUGAGAACUCCAUUAAUGUGUUUUGGGUGCAACCAGCCGGGUCAUAUGAAAAAGGAUUGUCCUCAAUCUAGGAUCAUCAGGAGUUGUUACGAAUGCGGUCAAGAAGGACACAUUUCAAAAUUUUGCCCACGAAAAGUUGGGAGACAGCAGGUCGACAAUCGUCCUAGAGAGCAGUUGCCGCCACCUCCAAAACGUCAAAAUGUUGGACCUCGUGUGAUGAUGGCUGAGACCGAGGAGGAUGAGGAAAAUGAGCCGAUCGCUGGAUCGGUUUUAGUGGAAGGCUGGAAUGCUUACACCUUAUUUGAUACCGGAGCCACCCUCAGUUGUGACAAGAAGAUUGGUACUGUUGGGAAGGAAAAAUUGGGUUCUACCGGAGUUCACAAGGAUGUUCCUAUCAUGAUAAACGGAGAAGUAUUGUUUGGGAAUCUUACUGAAAUGGAGGGGAAAAUAACUUUUCAAGGCGUGAAAAUGGGUGAAGGGGUUUCCAUCAUAUCCAUGAUGCAAGCUGAGGAGCUGAUAGAGAAAGGAAACGAUGCUUUUCUAGCUACGAUUUCUGUAGUGGAAGAGGAGAUGGAACUAGGAGUUGAUAAUAUACCUAUAGUGGCAGAGUAUGCAGACGUCUUUGAGUCUUUAAAAGGACCACCACCAAGUAGAGGAGAUGCCUUCACUAUCAAAUUAGAGCAUGGGACGACACCUGUAUCGCGAGCACCUUACCGUCUAGCACCUGCAGAAAUGGCAGAAUUGAAAAGUCAGUUGGAGGACCUUACAGAUAAAGGAUUCAUUCGGCCGAGUAGUUCACCGUGGUGA
Molecule: messenger RNA, 1566 nt
Organism: Camelina sativa (false flax)
Lineage: Eukaryota; Viridiplantae; Streptophyta; Magnoliopsida; Brassicales; Brassicaceae
Source: RefSeq, a predicted model, not a curated record